CGCAUGCGGCAAAAGAUCGAGCUGGCCAAUGAAAUUCAGACCAAGAUCAACACUAGUUUAAGUGGUGAUCAAUUCAGUGUCACCUGCCGUUAGCUCAUGGGUUCCACGGAGGCCAUCUUGUCUGCGCAGAUGGCCAGCAAAUACUUCAGCGUCAACAAGUUCAUGGCGAGCCCCAUGCCACAAAUGCAAAAGCAGUGUGAUGGUAGCAGCAGUGCUAGCAGCGCCAUCACAAGACAAGUGGAGAAGAAUGAGACGAACAGUUUCGCUGCGAAGAUUGUCGGUAUGCAGCAGCAACAGUUGAAGCCACGAUCCGGCGCCGACAGGGCGCCCUCCUUCCCCGCCUCCUCUGCCAUGAGGCCGCUCCGCCGCGUCAGGCAGGCGCAGCGCCUCCUCGCCGUCUCCUCUGACGUGCUUAAGGCCGCGCCCGCCGCCGCCGCGCAGCCGGCAGUGACACGGGAAGAGGCACUGGAGCUAUACGAGGACAUGGUUCUCGGCCGUAACUUUGAAGACAUGUGCGCGCAGAUGUACUACCGCGGCAAGAUGUUUGGUUUCGUCCAUCUCUACAACGGUCAGGAAGCUGUCUCCACCGGCUUCAUCAAGCUGCUCAACCAGCCUGACUGUGUCGUUAGCACGUACCGUGACCACGUCCACGCGCUGUCCAAGGGUGUCCCGGCCCGUUCUGUCAUGGCCGAGCUCUUCGGCAAGGCCACCGGCUGCUGCCGUGGGCAGGGUGGGUCCAUGCACAUGUUCUCUGAACCCCACAACGUGCUUGGGGGUUUCGCUUUCAUUGGAGAAGGCAUCCCCGUCGCCACUGGUGCUGCCUUCGCUGCUAAGUACCGCCAUGAGGUGCUCAAGCAGUCUAGCCCUGAUGGUCUUGAUGUCACAAUUGCAUUCUUUGGAGAUGGUACCGCAAAUAACGGCCAGUUCUUUGAGUGCCUGAACAUGGCUCAGUUGUGGAAGCUUCCUAUUAUCUUUGUUGUGGAAAACAACCUAUGGGCCAUCGGGAUGUCGCACCUUAGGGCUACUUCGGAUCCUGAGAUCUGGAAGAAGGGACCGGCAUUUGGAAUGCCUGGGGUACAUGUCGAUGGGAUGGAUGUCCUCAAGGUCAGGGAGGUGGCAAAGGAGGCAAUUGACAGGGCAAGAAGAGGUGAAGGACCUACUCUAGUGGAAGCUGAAACUUACCGGUUCCGAGGUCACUCUCUUGCUGAUCCAGAUGAACUCAGGAGGCCUGAUGAGAAAUCGCACUACGCGGCGAGGGACCCCAUCACGCAGCUGAAGAAGUACAUCAUCGAGCAGAACCUUGCUUCCGAGGCUGAGCUGAAGAGCAUCGAGAAGAGGAUCGACGACGUGGUGGAGGAGGCCGUGGAGUUUGCGGACGCCAGCCCGCUCCCUCCCCGGAGCCAGCUGCUGGAGAACGUGUUUGCCGAUCCCAAGGGCUUUGGCAUCGGCCCCGACGGCAAGUACCGGUGCGAGGACCCCAAGUUUACCCAAGGCACCGCUCAGGUCUAGCUGCCGCGGAAGCAAUGUUCGGUCAUGUUCACCUUGCCACCUGUACCGUCCCUGUUUAGCUACUACCCCUAGUUUUGUUAAACCUGCCGCCGGUCGAUUUCUUUUGUUUGUAGAUGUGGUAUGUUGCUG
Messenger RNA from Lolium rigidum, 1638 nucleotides. RefSeq names its product pyruvate dehydrogenase E1 component subunit alpha-3, chloroplastic-like. Gene Ontology annotation, biological process: pyruvate decarboxylation to acetyl-CoA. Gene Ontology annotation, molecular function: pyruvate dehydrogenase (acetyl-transferring) activity. NCBI's taxonomy places the organism in Eukaryota, Viridiplantae, Streptophyta, Magnoliopsida, Poales, Poaceae. The record is from RefSeq and is a predicted model, not a curated record. Gene Ontology annotation, cellular component: intracellular membrane-bounded organelle. The transcript is spliced from 5 exons. Bases 97 to 1509 code for a protein of 470 amino acids.